Molecule: messenger RNA, 577 nt
Organism: Hylaeus volcanicus
Lineage: Eukaryota; Metazoa; Arthropoda; Insecta; Hymenoptera; Colletidae
Exons: 2
Coding region: 122-514 (130 amino acids)
Source: RefSeq, a predicted model, not a curated record
GUAGUAUCUUCGUUACGGAUUUCUUUUUUUAUUGUUUAUUAUACAUUAAUAAUUCUUGCGUCGUGUUGUAAGAAGAAAGCAUGAGUCGAAGAUUAGAAACAAUUACGCAGUACAGGAUUCUAUGAAAAAGACACGCUUAAAUUCGAAAUUACAAGUGCACAAAUUAGUUCCUUCCUCGUUCAAGGAUCAUGCUAGUAGAAACAGUACAAAUGGAAAACGGAAUUUCCCAGACAACGUAACGAAUAGCUUGGAGAGUUCUGAAUCUCUGAUCGAGAAUUAUACACAAAUCGAAUCGAGCUCUCAUUUGAACAUUUUGAAAAUCUUUACCGAAACAAAAUUGCCCGAACUCGAUGUAAACAUACCGAAUAGGAGACACAGAUGCUCGAAAAGUAAACACUUGAAAGUAUCAAGAGAUAGGGGGAAUUCUGUUAAAAAAGACUUUGACGAGAGCGCUGUGUGUUUGUACGAAAAUCAAUCCUCCAAGUUCGUUGUUAUUUUAGUUAAACAAGUAUAACGCAACGAAAGUAAACGCGACAUAGUUUAAUAACUAUGUUUACUUAUUUCUCUUUGUCAUAAA